GCGCGUUACUGGGAAUUCCCGUUUUUUAUAAUACCUGUGAUGUAAAAUUUCUUUUUACAAAAUUAUGAGGGUAUUUAAGUUUUUGAGAUAUAAUUUGAUUGCAACGGAUCAACACGAACACCGACGUUUAAAGGCCGUCGAUGCAGAAAUGUCGUCGAGUUACUCAGCAAACCAGUAUGCCAGCGCAUUUAUCUCUCACAGACUCCAGAACUGGGGAGAAACCAAGCCCUUCAAAGAGAGGCCCUCUGCGCGGGUGGGUCACACUUCCUUCAUAGCAGAUGACAGAGGACACCUGCUUCCAGGAGUGAAGAGGAGUCGUGCUUGGCCAACGUUUAAGGGGACGUGGGAUUUACCAGCUCAUAUUCCGGCCCCCCACAUCAACCCCACAGCCCGCUCUGAGGAGGGCCUCAGCAGGCUUAAGUCGUGGGGAAUCUGGCGUGAGACCAGCAAGUGUCAGUCAGUCCAACACAGCAGAAUCACAGACAGAUCGCGGGAUGACGGGAAGCAGAUAUCAGUUCAAGAACAGCAAGAUGGAGCUACAACAUCCGGGAAUACUGAAGCCCAACCAUCGGCUCCGAACCGCUCGCCAACCCAGAGCUCUGACUCAGCAGCACGUGCAGCUGCCCAGCAUCCCAAUUGUGCAGCAGGGAUGAACACAUCGCCGAGCAACCACAUUGAAGGGGCACAGGGAUUAGCUGGGGAUGGCAGCAAGGGGACACCCCAGGUCAACAUGUUAGGGAGCAGCUCCAACAUCCUCAAGACAGCCUCACAGAGAUGAAACUUAGUUAUAAUGAGGAAAAAAGAGAAUCAUUUUAAAAACCAACAUUUUUAAAGUAAAACGUUUGUCAAAGUUCCUUGUUUCCACAUGAGAAACGACAGUCAGGAAGUGGCCUGUUCAUCUUUUGUGUGGGUUUUGUCUAGAACUUGUCCGUCAUGUGAUCAGUUCACAAAAGUUCCCUGUUUUUUUCUGGGACUGCAUAACAUGACACUUUAUUGAGUUUAAGGAAAGAUUCUGCAGCAUUUUUUUGCAGCAGGAAGUCAUGUUUCUAAAAGGGAAAUAGAUUUGCAUGAAUAUUUUAAUCAGAACAGCAUACUUUUUUUUUUAAAGGACCAUUCUUGGCUUUUUAUCAUUGCAAUUUAGAGUUCUUAUGAUAGAAAUCAGAGAUUUGCUUUCCAAUAUAUUAGAAAACAACUCCUGAUCCAAAUCCUGAAUCCAUUGUGCUGCCAUCAAACUAAUAAACGUAAACAGCUGCAACGGUC
Messenger RNA from Oryzias latipes (Japanese medaka), 1260 nucleotides. RefSeq names its product cilia and flagella associated protein 126 (gene cfap126). Gene Ontology annotation, cellular component: ciliary basal body. Gene Ontology annotation, biological process: cilium organization. Lineage: Eukaryota; Metazoa; Chordata; Actinopteri; Beloniformes; Adrianichthyidae. The record is from RefSeq and is a predicted model, not a curated record.